AUGGUUAUUCUUCUUGUAAAAAGGGGUGAUGAAAAUCAAUUUUUGUACGAGACAAGUGUGGAAAAUUCAGUAGACGAUGUUGUGAGAGACGUAGUUGCUAUAUUUAAUGGAAGGUUGAAGGUUACCAGGAUUUGUUAUGAACUAGAAGAAUUGUGGAAACAUGGGACGUUCCUGCCUACAGAAAUGCAAGGCUUAACGGAAGAGCAGAUUAAAGAGCUUAAACUCGAUGAUCCUUGGGCAAAACGGUGCGCUCCCCCAGGCUAUGUGGAAGCCAAAGAUGACAUGGGCCGUCGUUGCGGCCUUGCUCCUCCACCUAAUAUGCAAGAAGUGCUGAAGAAGGCAGCUGAAACAGCUAAGGAGAUAAUUGACAAGAAGCACGUGGACUUAAGAAAGUGCAUGACCCAAAAGGAUGUGUCAAGGGCUCUAGACGAACUUCGUGGAGCUACGAAAAUCGUCUUCCCAGCUGGUCUUCCGCCCCACGACCCUGUCAGGAUGGAGUUGGACAACGUUGAAGACCUCUCCGGGACUCAAGCAGCUAACGAGGUCAUCGACCCCUCCAGAGCGUGUCUCUGGGCGUGUGGGAAGAAACUCAUUAACGGAAACAAACUUUCCGAUCAUUUGGGUAAAAACGACAAGUCUAAAGUUACGGUGAAGCUAUGCAGCUCAGCUGAAGGUGCGCCAGGCCGAGAACCGGUACUGACUGAAGAAGAGAGGAAGCAGCUUAUGCUUAAAGCGUAUAGAAAACAAGAGGAAUGGAAGAAAUUGGAGCAAGAUGAUGAUGAUAAUUACUUAAACUCCAAAUGGGCUGAUGGGCAGAAUUUAAAAAGACAGUUUCAUGGAUUGAAUAAUAUCUCCUGGAAACCUAGUAUUGGAAAGUAG
Messenger RNA from Leptosia nina, 879 nucleotides. Lineage: Eukaryota; Metazoa; Arthropoda; Insecta; Lepidoptera; Pieridae. The record is from the annotation of a GenBank genome assembly.